Molecule: messenger RNA, 954 nt
Organism: Symbiodinium sp. CCMP2456
Lineage: Eukaryota; Dinophyceae; Suessiales; Symbiodiniaceae
Source: the annotation of a GenBank genome assembly
GCUCUGGUCCCGCGCUUCCCCAUUGCCGUGGACCACCUCCGAGAGCUUUCGGGUGCCAAGAAGCUGGAGCUUCACUCCAUGUAUGGCAUCACUGCAAGCUGCCUCCGUGAAAUCUUCCUGGAACACACCUCGGACCCAGCUCGCUUUCACGAGCUUCUCUCCUACGGCCUCCGGGAGUGCGUGGCUCGAAGAAACGUGCCUUCAGCACGCGAGAUCGUUCGAACAACUUCGCCCAUGAUGGUGGGCUUCAGCUUGAGCCAGGAGGUGGCACAACACGAGCGUGGCUUUAUCGACGAGGUGCUGUCUCUGUGCGAGUUCCUACCCGGGGGCAGCGAGGACUUGCUGGUGGUCCUCGGGGCCAAGGUGAUGCUGGCCGAGUUUCGAUCUGGGCGAACACAGCGCCGAAUCGACGUCGCCAUCAGGGAUGUCGGUGCCUGGUUGCAGCGAGUAUCCUCUCAGUGCACAGUGUGCGAUGUCUUCAGCUGGGUGGAGACUUGGAAGAAGGAGCGUGGCUCGCGCAUGUCGUCCUUCAUCAGCGGCAAAGCGGUGGCGAACCGGAGCGACUUCCUGAGGCAUUUGAAGAAGCUCAGGGAUGCAGAGGACGGCGAGGCUUAUGUGAGGGAGCUCUGUGAGGUGGUGCACGCCUUGCGCAGCCCGUGCCUUCGAUUCCGAAUCUUGCGCGAUGUCGUGGGGCUGGACGACCGCUUCUCGCGCAAUGUGAUCCAUGCAAUCGUUUGCUUUGCAUUCGAUAUCUUCGUUCCCCGCGCACGCUCCGCCUUCGAAGUGGACGAGGCGACGCGGCUCGAGGUGGAGGAGUCUGAGAGGAUUUUCCGGCGGCCUUCACGUGAGAUCCUUGGCGUGGAGACCCCGGAGCUCUUCUCUGCGGACCCCUUGGGACUGCAGCCACGGCUCUCGCGAGCUCAGUAUCGCCAGAACCGCAGCCGCAAGAACUGA